Molecule: messenger RNA, 1332 nt
Organism: Peronospora matthiolae
Lineage: Eukaryota; Oomycota; Peronosporomycetes; Peronosporales; Peronosporaceae
Source: the annotation of a GenBank genome assembly
AUGGCAAUGAGGGCAGCCGCUCUGCGCAUCGCGACAAGUCGCGCCCGGAGCGCUCCAGUACAGCGAUCCAGUACAAAAACGCUCCCACAUGGCUUGUCUGCACUGAUGAUCCAUCCUGCGUCGUUCCAUAGCACACGCAGCGUCAGGGAACCCUCGAAGCGCGACUUCUACGACGUCCUUGGCGUCGCUCGCGAUGCGAGCAAGAACGACAUUAAGAAAAAGUACUACCAGCUGGCCAAGAAACAUCAUCCGGAUACGAACAAGGCGGAUCCGGAAGCUGCUAAGAAGUUUGCUGAGGCGACGGAAGCGUGGGAGAUCUUGGGUGACGACGACAAGCGGCAGAAGUACGACGCUUACGGGCACGCGGGCGUGGAUGAGCAAUCGGGUUUUGACCCUUCGGGUGGGUUUCAGGGACAGGGAUUCGAAGACGUUUUUGGCGAGUUUUUCAGCAACCAGGGCUUUGGUGGACGUGCACGUCGCAGUGCAAAUCAACCGCAGCGAGGCGCUGAUAUUCAGGUGGAUCUGACGCUCAGCUUCAUGGAAGCAGUAAAAGGCACGAUGCGCGACUUGAACAUUACUGCUGAUGUUGAGUGUGACACGUGUAACGGAUCGGGGGCCAAGCCUGGCACGAAGGAGAAAACGUGCCCGACGUGCAAUGGAUCAGGCGUGCAGAUUAUGCAGCAGGGAUUUUUUUCGGUGGAGUCUCCGUGCCGACGCUGUCGAGGUGAAGGAACGAUCAUUGAGUCACCGUGUGGGACAUGCUAUGGAAAAGGCACGGUCAAGAAACCACGUACGGUUGAGGUGAAGAUACCUGAAGGAGUGGACCAGGGAAUGAACCUUCGACUGGCAAGUCAGGGCGAGCCUGGCCGACGCGGUGGACCAGCAGGACAUCUCUAUGUCGGUAUUCACGUGUUACCGGACCCGUUCUUUAAGCGCCGUAAAACGGAUGUCUAUGUCGAUGUGCCCAUUUCGGUGGCACAGGCCGUUCUAGGAGGCACGGUUGUGGUGCCUACUUUGACAGGUGAAGUAGAGAUGAAGAUUCCGCGUGGAACGCAGCCAGAUACAGUGUUGCAGAUGCGCGGCAAAGGUAUCAAGGAGCUCAAUUCAAAUCGCCGCGGUUCGCAACUAGUAAAUUUACAGGUCUGCGUUCCAAAGAGUUUGUCACCGCGACAGGAAGAGUUGAUGACGGAGUUUUUGAAGGAGGAAAACGAUCGCGCUGAGAAAGGUGAAGAUCCAGACAGCAAGCCGCACUCAUUUACCAAGUCGGUGCGAGACACCGUUGAUCGGAUAAAGAGUUUUAUCAAGGGCUGCACGACCGAAGAGUCGAAGUAG